Plutella xylostella (diamondback moth) is the source of this 1240-nucleotide messenger RNA. RefSeq names its product C-type lectin 4 (gene CTL4). The record is from RefSeq and is a predicted model, not a curated record. Lineage: Eukaryota; Metazoa; Arthropoda; Insecta; Lepidoptera; Plutellidae.
GUCGUCCAAGUGAAAGUGAAUGAAUGCCGGAGGCUUAAUUAGAGAGGAGGCGCGCGGCUGCGCCAGUCUGUCCCCUGCUCCCGCGCCGCCCGCCCGCGCCACGCCCGCGCUCCGCUCCGCUCGCUACCACUGACACACACACAGAUACAGAGAUUAUGGCCCGCUCCAGCUGCGUGGCGCUGGCCCUGCUGGCCGCGCUGGUCGCCGUGCACGCGCAGCGCCGCCUCGCGCUGCCCGACCCAAGGAGCUGCUCCAACAGGGUCCGCCACUCGACGUACCGCGACGCGCGCGGGGUUCUGCACUCCUACUUCUUCAGCUGGGAGCACGCGCCGACGCGCAGUCUCGAGGUGGACUGGCUGGACGCGAGGAACAUCUGCCGCCGACACUGCAUGGACGCCGUGUCGCUGGAGACCCCACAGGAGAACGAGUUUAUAAAGCAGCGGAUCGCUCGCGGUAACGUCCGCUACAUCUGGACGUCGGGUCGCAAGUGCAACUUCGCGGGUUGCGACCGUCCCGACCUGCAGCCCCCCAACGUGAACGGCUGGUUCUGGUCCGGCUCGGGCGCCAAGAUUGGACCCACCACGCAGAGGAACACCGGCGACUGGUCCUACACCGGCGGGUUCGGACAGCCGCAGCCUGACAACCGCGAGGCCGCUCAGGGCAACGACGAGUCGUGCCUGUCGAUCCUGAACAACUUCUACAACGACGGCAUCAAGUGGCACGACGUGGCGUGUCACCACGUGAAGCCCUUCGUCUGCGAGGACUCCGACGAGCUGCUCAACUUCGUGCGCUCGCGCAACCCCGCGCUGCGCCUAUAGGCCCCGUGACGUCACCACGUGCUGUCUCUGUCUCCCACACGCGAGCACUCCUUCCAUCAUCAACCACUCCAUGUCGACGCCAUCGGAACAUUGUUGGGGUCAAAAGUCGGCAUUGUACAAACCCAAGUGACUCACUAUUUAAGUUAUUUAUUUUAACAAACUAUCAUUCACUCUCUGGGUAUUAUUAGCAAGUAAAUAACUUUCCUUCCCCACGGACAUUACGAUUUAAUUUAUGGCGGUAAAUAGCUAGAAAGUUUUGUGAAUUAAAAACCGAUAACUUUAUUUACUGCCGCAACGCGAAGGUCAGUCAGAUCGUCCACUGUGUACCUAUCACUUAGUUAAGUAUUUGUAAAAAGUCUUCCGAUUUAUGCACAAAUUAGAUUUAAGAUAUAGAUUUUUUAGAAUAAAUUAUAUUUAAAAGU